AUGGACGCUGGCUACUUCCGCGGCGCCAGCUCAGAGCAGGAUGGCCGAUUUUCGGAUAAAGAAAAAAAGUUGUUGAAAACAAUGAAAUUCGAGCAGCAGCUAGAGAAAAAGAUCGACCUGACCCGCAUCAAUAUGGACGUCAUCAAGCCGUGGAUCACCGCUCGUGUGAAUGAGAUACUGGGAAUCGAGGAUGACGUUGUCGUGGAGUAUAUUCUAUCGCAGUUGGAUGAGAAGGAUAUUAAUCCUAAGUUGUUGCAGAUAAACGUCACCGGCUUCCUCAACGCACGCCGCGCUCGUGAAUUCGUCGGCGAGCUCUGGAGUCUGCUCAUCGAGGCCAACGAAUCGGAAGAUGGGAUUCCAGCGUCGCUAGUCAACAAAAAGAUGGCCGAAAUGAAGACCAGCGAUGAUAGAGACAGUAAAGAAGGUGUAAAGGAGGAUAACGACUGGACGAAUCGCUAUAAGACACUUAGCAACGGCAGAUAUACAGGACCAGCCAGAGAGAAGCAGGUCAGAGACGAUAGAAUCCCAGCGAGAGCGUUGAGUCCACGAAAGACGCCGCCACGAAGGAAUAUGAGUCCCGAAGGAGGACGUAGGGGUUCUCCAGGCUCUCCAAGAAGACGUGGAUCUCCGAGAAGGUCUCCUAGACGAGAUGACAGACGUAGAAGUCCACCUAGAAGACGUUCCCGAUCGCCACGUGGCGGUGAUCGUAGUAGACCGGCUCGUGAUGAGAAAGAGAGGGAAGAGGAGUCGAAACGACGAGAAAUCGAGAGAAAAAAGCGUCAUGAAGAGGCAGAGCUACGUCGGAAAGCCAUCGCUUCGCAGGCUAGACGCUCUAAAAGCCCACGUGGAUCUCCUAGAAGACGUUCCCCACGUGGCAGAUCUCCAGAAGCUAGAAGACGUCAAUCUGGAUCGCCUCCACGUGGAGCUAGAAAAGGAUCUCCGGAAGCUAAAAAACCUGGACGCUCGCCGUCUGGGUCGCCACGUGGACCGAGAAAGCUUUCUGGAAGUCCCAGAAGACGUGCAGCGUCUCCAGAAGCCAGAAAACCUAGACGAUCCCCGUCUGGAAGCCCUAAAAGACGCCAAGCGUUUCCAGCAGCCAGAAGACCUCCAUCUGGAUCGCCUCCACGUAGAAGAUCUCCUCCAGCAGCUAGCAAAUUCGGCCGUUCUCCACCAGAAUCCCCUAGAAGACGUCGUUCUGGUUCGCCAGCGGCCCGCAAACCUGGACGCUCUCCAUCUGGAUCGCCACGUGGGGCUAGAAAAGGUCGGUCGCCUUCCGGAUCACCUGGACGACGUCAGAAGUCUCCAGAAGUCGUCAGAAAACGCCCACCACCCCCACCGGCCAGAAGACGUUCUCCAUCGUCGUCUCCAGAUGCACGAAAGCCUAGAGGGCGUUCUCCAGCUCGACGUGGACGUUCGCCUUCUGAAUCACCUAGAAGAACUAGAAAAUCGUCAUCCAGAAGCCCCAGAAAAUUCGCAGAAAAGAAGAGUAGCCCGGUGCUUCCGGCUCAAUAUCGUCGUCGGAGCGGUUCUUCGUCUCCAGAUGCCAAACGACGUCGUCCAAACGAUAAUUCCGAUGACUCGACGGAUUCAGAAGCAGAGGAACGUCGUCGGAAGAGAGCGAAGAAGGAGAGGAAGGCGAGAAAGCAUAAGAAGAAAAAGCUCAUUUUUCGAAAAUUCCAGGAGAAGAAAUCCAAGAAGCAUCGUAGACGUCAUGCAAGCUCCACGUCGGGCUCCGGAAGCGAUUGA
This is a messenger RNA of Caenorhabditis briggsae, 1746 nucleotides long. It is a transcript of the gene Cbr-rsr-1, whose product is annotated as Protein CBR-RSR-1. Lineage: Eukaryota; Metazoa; Nematoda; Chromadorea; Rhabditida; Rhabditidae. Gene Ontology annotation, biological process: regulation of mRNA splicing, via spliceosome; mRNA processing. Gene Ontology annotation, cellular component: spliceosomal complex. The transcript is spliced from 4 exons. The coding region runs from base 1 to 1746 and encodes 581 amino acids. Gene Ontology annotation, molecular function: RNA binding. The record is from RefSeq and is a predicted model, not a curated record.